GGCGCGGUGGGGUUGCGACUUGAACUGAACCGGGCAGCGGGUGCUUGGAUGGAAUAAGGCGAGGGAAGAUGAACGAGCGGUGGUACCAUGAGGACAUCUCCCGGCCCAUGGCCGAAAAGCUGCUGGCUAAGGCUGCACAGGACGGCAGCUUUCUGGUCCGGCAGAGCGAGUCCAUCGGAGGCGCGUUCGCCCUCUGUGUGCUAUAUGAAAAAGCUAUCUACACUUACAGGAUUUUUAUAAAUGAAGAUAACUCAUUGUCUAUACAGUCCUCAGCAGGGAUCAAGUCGAGGAAUUUUGAAAAGAUGCCCGACUUGAUUGAAUAUUAUAAGCAAGAGAAUAUGGGGCUGGUGACUCACCUGCGGUAUCCUGUGGAGCGAGUAGAAGAGGUGGAGAGCCCAGAGACAGAAGCAGGUGCCACUGAUGUCACUGACUCCCGCACAGAGACCAAGUGCGAUGCUAACCAGAGCCUGGUCAAUGAGAUACUCACACAGCGUCUAGAAGGAGUGGAUACAGGAGCUUUGACAAUGGUUCCAGCUGGAUUUCAGGAGGCUCUCCGUGACUAUGUUCAGCGGGGUGUGCUGAAGGAUGCUGAACGUGUCAACGGCACGUCCACAGAAUUGUGGCAGCUCAGGCUUUUGCUCGGCAUACUCACCAAAGGUCUCAGCAGUGAGCUAAUGCAGAUAAUGUCGCCACUUGAGACAUCACAGCGACUACUUGGCAAUCAGCCGUCGCCAGGAGGAAGCACACAGAGCCAGAUCGCUGCAGAAGACAAUAUCAGAAAACUGCUUUCUGCGGCUGCAGAGCUAAAUAGAAUGCUCUUAUCCAUGGAAAACCAGGUGAAGGAUUAUGAACCGGAGACUCCAGACACAGAUGUUGAAGACCAGCAGUCACAAAUAUCGCCAGUGAUUUUUGAGGUGAAAUCGGAAAGUUUUGGAAUAUUGAUGAAACUUCAUUUGCAAGUGGACGUAGAGCAUGGGAAACUAAUCGUCAAGAAAUCAAAGGAUGAGGAUAAGUUUUACAGUCAUAACAAAAUUUUGCAGUUAAUCAAAUCACAGAAGUUCCACAACAAGUUGGUGAUCGUCAUUGAUUCCGAGAUGAAGAAGACACAACGGAAGGAGUAUGUCUUCACGGACUCCAAGAAGCGGGAAGGAUUCUGCCAGCUUCUGCAACUGAUGAAAAAUAAACAUUCGGAUUUUCCAGAACCAGACAUGAUCAACAUCUUCAUCGGAACAUGGAACAUGGGGAAUGCCUCUCCUCCUGCGGACAUACGAUCAUGGUUCCAGUGUCGAGGCCAGGGAAAGACUCGGGAUGACACAGCCGCCGACAUUCCCCAUGACAUUUACAUUAUUGGCACUCAGGAGGAUACGCAGGGAGAGAAGGAAUGGGUGGAACUGCUCAAAUCCAUGCUGAAGGACAUCACCUAUAUAAAGUUUAAACAUAUUGCAACUCAGACCUUGUGGAAUAUCCGCAUCGUUAUCCUUGCAAAACCGGAACAUGAAAAUCGGAUCAGUCACAUUUCUACAAGCAGUGUCAAAACUGGAAUAGCCAAUGCUCUUGGUAAUAAAGGGGCAGUGGGUGUGUCGUUCAUGUUUAAUGGUACAUCCUUUGGAUUCAUCAACAGUCACCUGACCUCCGGUGGUGGGAAGAAGCUAAGACGAAACCAAAACUACAUUAACAUCCUGCGCUUCGUUAACCUUGGAGACAAAAACCUGAGUCCAUUUGACAUUACUAAUCGGUUCACACAUCUCUUCUGGCUUGGAGACUUGAACUACAGAGUGGAGCUCCCAGCACAGGAAGCGGAGAAUAUUGUGGAGAAGAUCAAGCAGCAGCAGUACCAAGAACUGUUGGCCAAGGACCAGCUGACCAUCGAGAAGAAUGACAAGAAGAUUUUCCUCCAGUUCCAGGAAGAAGAGAUUACAUUCCCUCCAACCUAUCGUUACGAACGUGACAGCAGAGACACGUACAACUACAUCAAACAGAAGGCCACAGGACUGAAGUAUAACUUGCCAUCCUGGUGUGAUCGUGUGCUGUGGAAAAGCUAUCCCAAAGUUCAUGUUAUGUGUCAAUCAUAUGGGUGCACCACGGAUAUAGUCACCAGCGACCAUUCACCAGUGUUUGCAACUUAUGAGGUGGGCGUGUCAACGCAGUUCGUUUCUAAAACUGAUCCCAACAAUGCUGACUCAGCGGGCACAAUCAAUUUCCUCCACUGUGAAGCCACUCUGAAAACAAAAUCUAAGACCAAGUUCUUCAUUGAGUUCCACUCCAGCUGCUUAGAAAAUCCAGUGAAGAGUGCUGAAGGUGAGAAUCAAGAGUCGAAGGAUGAGAACCUGACAGUCACGUGGAAUACUCCCCCUGAGUUAAUGCCCAUUAUCUCUGACCCAGAGUACUUAUUGGACCAACACAUCCUCAUCUGUGUCAAGUCUACAGACAGCUACGAAUCAUAUGGUGAGGGUUGCAUUGCUCUGCAAGCCGGCUCCAAUGAGAUAACAUUCAACGUCCCGUUGGAGCACCGUGGAGAGGAGACGGGCAAGUUCAGUGGCUCGUAUAAACUGAUCAUGUCAGAGGGGAAACAGCGAGAGAAGACUUACGAUUUUAUACAGUUGGAAAAAGAUGAUAUGAUUUCAGUUAAACAAAACAAAACAAAUAAUUAUUCAGAACCUCAAAAAACCGGAGAUCGUUCUGCAAGGUUAGCUACAAGAUCGUCCUCCAAUGUGGUAGCAGAAGAAGCGGCUGCCAAGGCCCGAGACCGAGUGCCAUUACUGUGCCUACCAGACAGCACUUCCAAGGAUGAUGCCAAGUCCUCAAGCAGCAUUCCUGAAAAUUCCUGGAAAAUAAACUCACCAAAAAGCCAAAGGAAGCCACCAACCCCAUCGUGUGAGCAGAGGUCAAUAGAGAUGAUUAGUAAUCCAUUGUAUGAAAUAUUUGAACAGAGGCCGAACACGGGCUUAAAGAAAGAGCCAGGGUCACCCUGGGCCCCAAGGAAAGAGGCCCCAGCAGUUGCGGAUAAGAUCUCUGCCAAUAAACUGACCAAGUCGAGUUGGCAGGUGCUUCCCCAGACACCAGCGGUCCGGAAUCGCUCCUACACUGUAUCAGAGAUGAAGAACUCGGCCCAGGAGAAGCCACAGACCAAACAAGCACCUGCCACAGCUGACUUUUCCAAGACAGGUACCAGCCUGCCCAGCACGUGGGCCCCCGUGCCCAACAGACCCCCACUGCCAGUCAAGAGUCAGAAGGUGCGGGAGCAACAGCACGCACUGAAGGACUACAGAGAAAGCACAGAGAUCACGGUUCAAGCCAAGCAACGCGGCAACCAAGGUGUAGGACAGCAGCCCAGUGUCUCGUGAUCAAGACCAUGUUUGUGAUCCUUGUCAGGAACUUUGUGAAAAGUAAAGCAUUUCCUUUUUUCCUGUUUGCUUUUACUCCCUUGACUGAUGUAAGCUGUGGUCCUUUGGUUGGCAGAAUUCUUUCAAUAAGAUAUGUACCUGAGAGAGACGUGAUUGAAUUCAGUACUGAUGCCAAGGAACUGGAAGUGAGGAUGCCCAGGUGCCCUAAUAAAGUUUCAGAGUUACAGGAGUUUUGAGAACCACCUACUCGUCACCCCGCCCUCAACGUGCACCUAUUUUGUUGGCGACAGGGAUUCAGCCUUUGGAUUCAUCCUCACACGUUUCAGCUGGAUCCAAUCCAGGUGCAUUGUAGCUUCAACGCUCAGCCUGUUCUGCUGAACUCCCAGCCAGAAGAUUAUGAGAGCCACAUGAUUACACUAUAAUCAGCGUCUUUCAGCUCAGGCAACAACACUAUUAACAUGGAUCAUGGGCACCAGAAUAGUCCGCCAGUUUGGAAUGCAUUAAAGGGAGAAGAAAGAACUCACUUUACUACGGCACUUUCCACAAAUUUGGAACAUCUAGAGGCGCAGUCGCUAUUGAAAUGCAGGAGAUAUGGCACACAACCUGUGUCUCACAGACAGCAAUUCUAUGUCUAGGGUGUUGAUAGGGGAAUAGAUAUUAUGCAGCACAUUGUAAAUAACUUCACUUCUCUUCAGCUUUUAACCGGGAGCUUUCUCAUUAUUACUGGACGGGCAUGCAGAACUUCAGUUUAACACCUCAUUGGCCAUGACUGACAGAUCAAUGCUCCGCCAGCGCUGCACAGCAGCACCAACCUGCCAUUCUGCUGAAGUGAGGUGAAAAGAGGCUUGAACCUUGGGCCAGCUGCAUCAGAGAUAGGAACACUACCCACUGUGCUGUGGCAAGAAGAGUUUCUUUGGUUGGGAUACAGAGGCAUGGCUAGUGUGAGAAAGAUUGUGAUUUGGUUGUGUGGGGACGAGAGAGGACUGGGGGAGAAGUUAGACUUAUUCAUCAAAAACCAUACAGUGACACUUGUGUACCUUCGGGUUUUGUCAUUAGUUUGCAAAUCACCUGGGAAGUUCUUCCCUGCAGGUUUAGAGAUAGUGCAAUCUGCCCCUGUGUGAAACGCCACAUGAGAUAUGUUAACUAUGCUGUCCAUUCUUGACAUUGAGGAGAUGACAGUGGCUUACGCCCUAAGAGACAUUGUUGAUAAUGCCUCCUCUCUACCCCUCAUACCCUGCACAUGCCCACACUCUCUAUUCCAAGAGGUUUCACACUCGUAGGUGUCACCAACUCUGCUGCCAUUGCUGUAGGAACAACUGCAUAUGAGAAGAAACCAUUUUACUGCCGCUGCAUCAUUCACUUGUCUGGGACAUGACUGAGGCCACUAACAGACUGCCAAGAAUCGGCCCCUGUGUAGUCUCAUGCUUUAAGGGAUGUCAGUGGUAGCCGGUAUCAGGCUCUUCGAUGCCUUUCAAUUCUUUCAUCUUUCCAAUACAACAAUGUUUUUCAAAAUUUUAACAUUUUUGUGGAAAUUAACACUUCGCCUCCAUUUAUUAUUGAAUGUACAAUGACAACCCCAUGAAAGAGAGUAUGGAUGAAA
This is a messenger RNA of Mobula hypostoma (lesser devil ray), 4944 nucleotides long. RefSeq names its product inositol polyphosphate-5-phosphatase D (gene inpp5d). Lineage: Eukaryota; Metazoa; Chordata; Chondrichthyes; Myliobatiformes; Myliobatidae. Gene Ontology annotation, molecular function: phosphatase activity. The record is from RefSeq and is a predicted model, not a curated record. The transcript is spliced from 27 exons. Bases 69 to 3344 code for a protein of 1091 amino acids. Gene Ontology annotation, biological process: negative regulation of neutrophil differentiation; positive regulation of B cell differentiation; phosphatidylinositol dephosphorylation. Gene Ontology annotation, cellular component: cytosol.